AUGGCCACCAUUUCGACACUGUUGAUAGAACUCCUCUACCUGGUGGUAGCAGCGGUGUCGGUGGACGCAAACACGCCCGUUGCGAGAAGACAGUCGCAGGGAGGCGUUUACCCGACACCUGGUCCUAAUUCUUGGCCAGCACCCAAAAACUUCACCACGCCGGUUGGUCACUUUCACAAUGAAUCUCGAUACGAACCUCAUAUCAAUGCAACCGUUGAACAGUUCUACUGGCUUGAUACCAGCAACUAUGUCCCUGGAGGCCCAGUCAUUAUCCAUGCCAUCGGCGAGGAUUCGCCUUUAUAUGACUUUCAAUGGCUUCAAAAGGGCCUUCUCCAUGAUAUCGCCAAUGCCACUGGAGGAGUUGCAGUCCUAUGGGGCCAAAGGUACUACAGUGGCGGCACCAUUGUUCCCAGUUUACAGUAUACUACCGAAAACCUUCGCUUUCAUAGUACCGAGCCGGCCAUGGCCGACCUCGCAUACUUUUCCCAAAGAGUAAACUUUCCGGGGCUCGAGGGUCGAAACUUUACAGCCCCUACAACCCCUUGGAUCAUACUGGGCGGGUCGUACGGUGGACUUAUAUCGGCCUUCACCCGUAUUCAAUAUCCUGGCCUCUUUUGGGGCGGGCUGUCAUCUUCUGGGGUUACCGUCCCCAUCGAUGAUAACUGA
This is a messenger RNA of Cladophialophora bantiana CBS 173.52, 666 nucleotides long. RefSeq lists its product as uncharacterized. The transcript has 4 exons. Gene Ontology annotation, biological process: proteolysis. The record is from RefSeq and is a predicted model, not a curated record. Bases 1 to 666 code for a protein of 221 amino acids. NCBI's taxonomy places the organism in Eukaryota, Fungi, Ascomycota, Eurotiomycetes, Chaetothyriales, Herpotrichiellaceae. Gene Ontology annotation, molecular function: dipeptidyl-peptidase activity; serine-type exopeptidase activity.